This is a messenger RNA of Nicotiana attenuata, 372 nucleotides long. RefSeq lists its product as uncharacterized. Lineage: Eukaryota; Viridiplantae; Streptophyta; Magnoliopsida; Solanales; Solanaceae. The transcript has a single exon. The coding region runs from base 1 to 372 and encodes 123 amino acids. The record is from RefSeq and is a predicted model, not a curated record.
AUGCCCUGUCCACAUGCAAUUACUGCUAUUAAUAAGAGAUAUUUGCAGAAAUCUGAUUACUGCUCAAAUUGGUAUUCAAAGGAAACAUGGUUGAAAACAUAUGAAGGACAUGUGAAUACCGUGGGAGAUCAAAAAUCAUGGGAUAUACCACAAAAUGUACAAUCUGAGAUCACAAAAUCUCCCGAUGUAGAGAUUUUACAAGGAAGAAGACAAAUGAAGAGGCAUAUACCUGUGACUGAAUCAGUACCAUUCAAGUCUACCAAAUGCAGUCGAUGUAAACAAGUUGGGCAUAACAGAACAACUUGCUUGUCUUCUCCAGCACCUCAUCCAUAUUCAAAGAAACACACUGAAAAAUACUCCAACCUUCAAUAA